AUGUUCCUUGUUGAAACCAGAGUCUCAGUGGGGUUGCCUUCUUCAGGUCUUACAGCUAUUGAUCAACACUUUUAUGGAAGCUCUAUCUAUUCUAUGUCGAAUGAAUUAAAGAAAAUCGGUGUCGUGGUGGACUUUGAGCAUGCCAUCAAAAGGUUUACUCAGUAUUUCGAGUUCAAUGCUAAAUUAUCCAGCAUCAAAAAAGAACACGUCCUUUCGUUUCUGAAAUGUUAUAGACAGUUAAAGAAACUGAAACUAGAAAUUCCUGAGGAUUUGAACAACUGCGUACGCAAAGAGAAAUGGCUACGAACAAGGCUUGAUGACUACUGCAGAUCACCAACUGAGUGCAUUCUUUUUAGUGCAGAUUGGGAACAAAUUACUCCAAUCUGUUCACCGCUUCCGUUCAUUGACGACUUGUAUGUAAGUGAAAUCCAUGAGUAUCAUGAGGAGCUGAACAAGUUUGGUGUUGUUACAGAUUUCAAAAAUUGUGCUGAGUUUUUGGCUCAUGGCCUUGUCUUGCCUCAAGAUUCCAGUACCCUUACUCCUGAAAUUCUCUACACCUUGCUUCAAUCUGUCAAGGAACUGAAAGGGAAAGACACGAUUCUUGGAAAAUUUCGAGAAAAACUGUCUCAAAAGAAUUGGUUGAAAACCCGUUUUGGCUACAAACGCCCCGACGAGUGUUUGCUCUUCUCUUCUGACUGGAAUCCUUUCUUGAAAUGCAAUGAUGGGCCUUUCAUUGAUGAAGGAUUCUAUGGAUCCACCAUCGCAUCCUACAAACAUGAGCUCAGUCUUUUAGGAGUUAUCACUAAUGUUGCUAACAAGGAGGGGUGCCAGCUGAUCGUUAAUCACAUCGAAUGCCACUCCAAUUCUGAAACUAUUUCUCGAAUCUAUCAUUACUUGUCUACAUUUAAGUGGGAGCCUGUUGACCAAGUCAACACAAGGAUAUGGAUCCCAAGGGGAACCACCAACAACAACAGAGAAUGGGUAAUGCAUCAACACUGUGUCCUCCAUGACAAAAACAAUCUAUUUGGCGAACAAUUAAACAUUCUGGAGAAUUCCAAGUAUGACAAGGAAACCCUCGACAUGUUUGCAAAUACUUUGAAUGUGAAACUUCAUCCCUUGGUUGAAGACUACUGCAAGCUGUGGAAGACAUGGGAAACUUCACGACGCCAGAUAACACUCCAUGAAAGCUGUGCCUUUUGGGAGUUUGUGGUUCAAAAUUGGUAUCCAGAAACAGAAGAGACUUUCAGUAACAACUUAUUGAAAAUCCCUGUUUUGGAUCCUAAUUCGAAUGGAAUUUUUCUGUUUGACAAACAUGACCUCUUUGUUGCGGAUGACCUUUUCUUGACUGAUCUCUUUCUUCGAAGCUGCUGCUGCUCUCGUCCCAUAUUUGCAUGGUUUCCUCAGCCAAGUGUAAAAUCUCUCAUAACCCGAACCAAGUUUGUGGACAUCUACACAAAACUUGGUCUUCGGAGGUUGUCUCAAUCUGCACAGAAAAAUAUUAUAUUUGAUACAGAUCAUGAUGCUGGAUCCAAGCCACUCAAUUUGAAAGAAAAGAUAAUCAAAAAGGGGUUGCUGAAACUCAUCCUUGCCUUUCUUGCUGAUCCUAAUCUUAAACUUGAUCUGUGUAAAAGACAUGAAGCUGUGACCCGUGUACUUGCGCUUGAAGCUUUUGAGUCGCCGGAAAAGAUGAAGGUCCGAUACAGGUUGACUUUUUCAAGUGGAGAUGUGGUGGAUGUGGAACCAAGGAGAAUGAUCCGUUGGGACAAACAGCACUCCAAAUUGUAUAUGCAGAAGAAGAUCGACUCUGAUCAUAAAUAUGCAAUCGAAUAUGCAUCUCAUUUUGCAGAGGAAAUAGCAGAGGGGGUGUUGUUGGAGAAGGAACAACUUGUGCAGGAUCUAUCUUUGUGGAGGAUCAAGACUUCCUUUCUUCUGCAUUCUCCUCUUCAAAGGGGAAGAGGCGGAGGCAUAAUUCUGCCGCUUUUCCCCAUUCAUACGAGUUACCAAGUACCAAGCGUCCAAGACCCCUCCUUUAAAUCAGGAAACAACGAAAACCAUAAAUCAGACGUGUAUGGUGGGAUGACAAGCUUUUGGGGAUGAUUGAUGCCUAAAAGCUGAUCGACAAGCUUUUUGGGAUGAUAUUUAUCUGAUGAUUCUAAAUAUACCCCUACAAUAAAAUAUUCAUAUCUGCCUCCUAUCUAUAUAACUAGUUUAACCGAUAAAUGAAUAAUCGUUAAUGUUUGUAUAAUAUAAUUGUCUAUACAAUUGAUGAUGUAUUACAUGGUGUCAAAUAAACAAUAGUUACUUGAAAUGUGGAUGUAAAAACAAUGAACCAGUUUUAAUUUAUUUUGUAG
Messenger RNA from Lactuca virosa, 2351 nucleotides. Lineage: Eukaryota; Viridiplantae; Streptophyta; Magnoliopsida; Asterales; Asteraceae. The record is from the annotation of a GenBank genome assembly.